Molecule: messenger RNA, 3113 nt
Organism: Camelus dromedarius (Arabian camel)
Lineage: Eukaryota; Metazoa; Chordata; Mammalia; Artiodactyla; Camelidae
Gene: ZDHHC7
Product: zinc finger DHHC-type palmitoyltransferase 7
Exons: 8
Coding region: 346-1272 (308 amino acids)
Biological process (GO): peptidyl-L-cysteine S-palmitoylation; protein targeting to membrane
Cellular component (GO): Golgi apparatus; endoplasmic reticulum
Molecular function (GO): protein-cysteine S-palmitoyltransferase activity
Source: RefSeq, a predicted model, not a curated record
UUCACUUCCGGGGGUCGUGCCGCCCUGUUCUCCAGGCUGGGCUCUGGCUCUCGUGUCUGCUCGACUGCCGCCUCCCUCCGACCCGCCCGGCGUUACAGAGCCGAGCCGAGCCGUGGAGCCCCCUCCGGCCCGGCCAUGAGCGCGGCCGCAUGAUGCGUCCCUGCCUCGGCCGCUGCAGCCGCCGCCGCCGCCGCCGCAGGCCGGGAGGAGCCGCAGCGCCAGGCCACCCAGCCCGGGCUUCGGAUCCUAUCAUACCGGAAAGUAUGCACCUUAAGAUCCUGAAGAAAAGGCACAAAAUGUUCAAGUAAUGUUUAGAAAUAACUUUUAAGGGCACGUCAGGAAACCAUGCCGUCAUCAGGACACCGGCUCCGGGAUGUUGAGCAUCAUCCUCUCCUGGCUGAAAAUGACAAUUAUGACUCCUCCUCCUCAUCAUCCUCCGAGGCCGACUCGGCAGACCGGGUGUGGUUCAUCCGCGAUGGCUGCGGUAUGAUCUGCGCUGUCCUGACGUGGCUUCUGGUUGUGUAUGCGGAUUUCGUGGUGACCUUCGUUAUGCUGCUGCCGUCCAAAGACUUCUGGUACUCGGUGGUCAAUGGGGUUAUCUUCAACUGCCUGGCUGUGCUCGCCCUGUCAUCUCACCUGAGGACCAUGCUCACCGACCCUGGGGCAGUACCCAAAGGAAAUGCUACUAAAGAAUACAUGGAGAGUUUGCAGCUGAAGCCUGGAGAGGUGAUCUACAAGUGUCCAAAGUGCUGCUGCAUCAAGCCCGAGCGCGCCCACCACUGCAGUAUCUGCAAAAGAUGUAUUCGGAAAAUGGAUCAUCACUGCCCAUGGGUGAACAAUUGUGUAGGAGAGAAGAAUCAGAGAUUUUUUGUGCUCUUUACCAUGUACGUCGCGCUGUGCUCGGUGCACGCUCUCGCCCUCUGCGGACUCCAGUUCAUCUCCUGUGUCCGAGGGCAGUGGACAGAAUGCAGUGAUUUCUCACCUCCGGUAACUGUAAUCCUGUUGAUCUUCCUGUGCCUUGAGGGUCUUCUGUUUUUCACUUUCACCGCAGUUAUGUUUGGCACCCAGAUCCACUCAAUAUGCAAUGAUGAAACGGAAAUCGAGAGGCUGAAGAGUGAGAAGCCAACGUGGGAGCGGAGGCUGCGCUGGGAGGGCAUGAAGUCCGUCUUCGGGGGGCCCCCCUCGCUGCUCUGGAUGAACCCCUUUGUCGGCUUCCAAUUUAGGCGACUGCAGAUGAGACCCCGGAAAGGGGGCCCUGAGUUCUCAGUGUGAGGCCCUCUCAUCGUGCUGGAACUUGUUAAAGGACUUUCAACUAUUUAUUUGGGAUCAGAAAGGGUAUCAACAGCUCAUCUGUGACCAAAAGGGCAAGUGGAACCUACAAGAGUCAGUUGCUUGCAGCAAGCAGAGUUCUCUAUAUUUAUGGUCACAGAUGGCAGAUUUCCCCAGCACGCAGCCUGGCGAUGCUCUGAUCAGCGUCACUGUCCAGUAGUGAAGGUGUGUGGCCACACGAAGAAGCCAAAUGUCAUUCUCUUCCUGCACAGUUGGGAGUUUGGUUACCAUCCUUUGCAUUUUCUGAGAAUUUGUAGGGGGUGUUACCUGGGUUGUUAAAAUCCUGUGUGCUGAGCUGCUUUCCUCAAUCAUGAAAACAAGUCAAUCCAGUGAACAGGAUUCUGAGGCUGCUGGUUUCAGGGAGCUCCCAUUGAUCCUGUGACUCAUGAGCGACCCCUCGAUCAUAAGGGGCCUUGAUGCCAGAGCACAUGGCCCCGCUGCCCCAACACUUUGCACUGAGCCCGGGGGGGCUCCAGGUGCGCUCCCCGAGGCGGCGGUCCCUGACCCUGUGCGUCUGUGUGUGUGCGUGCACGUGUUUUAAAGCAGGCGGUGCUGUUUGGGCCAUGUGACAUGUCAUGGCCGUGUGUAGCACACAAGCUGUUUUUUAGGGACUGACGUUUCAGGGAAGGGGGAGUGCUGCGGGGUCCUCCUCCCAUGGGGUUUACUCUGAAUGUAUUGCAUACUGGAGAAUAUCUCGAUCCAAAGAACAAUCAUUCCUGUGUGGUCCUCUGUUGCCCUCCUGUUUUCAUUUUAUUUUAAGACUCUUGAGUGCGUGAGGGGGCUUUGGAACUGACUUGUUCCAGCCCAGUUAGCAGUGGGUCAGCAGCCCCUGGGGGAGAGAAGUACGGCAUCUGCAGUGGCUGGUUCCCCCACAGCUUGAUGCGUGUGCAGCGGGCGGGUGUGGGAGGGCAGGCAGGGCAGCCACGCAGCAGGAGCAGGGGUGGCCUCGGGGCAGCCCUGCGGAGGAGAGGGGCCCACAGGCAGGAGCCCCUGGGCCCAUGUGCCUCGCUUGCAGACAGUAUUCAGGAUGGCAACAGCUUAUUUGAUUUUUCAUCUUUCUCAUUUUUUGGGUAUCGUUUAUGUUUGUUUCUCUACCCACAUCAUAAGUCAUCAAAUAGGACCCUUGGUGCAGAGCUUAAAAUUAUGCCAGAAAGCAAACAGCUCCCCUCCUCGGGGACUCGCCUUAAACUUGCCUGGUUUGUACACGUGUUUUGCAGGACUCACGAGGAACCAUCUCUGACAGGGUCUGGGGCUCCCCGGAGCCCGCCUCCCAUGCAGAGAAGGGUGGGUGUGUCCCUCCUGGUCUCCACGCCUUUCUGCUCAUCUGUGAGCCGUUUUACUUUUCUUUUGAAUGAACCCUUCCCUAUCCUAAUCAGGGCUUCUACCGCUGCUGACGCAGAACCACAGAGGGACCUGCUUGAGGACAGUCGGAACCAAGUAGCUCAGCUCGGGGUGGUUGUGAGAUGGACUCAGUCACUGCGGAGACGUGAGCAUCAGGGGCGGGGCUGAGUCGCAGCCAGAGGACAGAACAGGAGAACAGGAGAUGGAGGAGUUUCCGGAGAUCGUUCUGCAUAUUCAUUUGCACAUCUGUCAUCCGGGGUGGACACGUGUCUGGCUUCAAUGUGAGGCUUUUAAUCUGUAUAUCCUGUUUAUCAAUAAAACAAUUAUCGAAGUGGUUGAAUCCUGUGAGACUUGGCAAGUAUGUGCAAAUCAAGUAUACUUGACUUUUCAACCUCUUCUUUCAAUGUAACUUUUGUAUGAAAUAAAGUCACCAAUUGACAGUU